Molecule: messenger RNA, 2286 nt
Organism: Trypanosoma rangeli
Lineage: Eukaryota; Euglenozoa; Kinetoplastea; Trypanosomatida; Trypanosomatidae
Exons: 1
Coding region: 1-2286 (761 amino acids)
Source: RefSeq, a predicted model, not a curated record
AUGAAUAGCGGGAAGGGGCCUUGCACGCUCGCAGGGAUGCCGCUGGAGACCUGCACCGUGCGGCGGCAGCUGCCGUUGAAGUGGACGGUGGGGCGUACGGCGCCGUCCCGUGCUGCUGCGGCGCGGUGCGGAGACGCGCGUGCAACUCCCUCUGCAAUGUCGCUUCUGUCACCCGGUAGCAACUGUUGCAGCAGCACAGACCGCCUGACGCCGUCGCCCGGGAGACGCUCCAUCUGCUGUAUCGCCUCAACUUCAACGACAGAGGCAAUGGAGCACGGCCACAUCCCAACCCGGAAAGUGAGGGGUGGCCUGGCCGCGGCGACGUCGUCGCCGAAAGCGGAGCCGGUUGCAAAGGCGCGGGUGCUGCGUCGAACUGCGAGCUGCAGCAUGCAGUUAACGGCGGCUUCGUCUUCGUUGUUGUCGUCGCAUCCACCGCCGCCUCCAGCAGCUGUUUUUCCCAGGACGUUUGCACACUACGCACGUGGCGGCGCCGCAUCCCUGUGCGUCGAACGGCGCCCGAGGGGCAACGGCGAGCAAAGCGGUAUUGUAGAGACUCCCUCAAUGCGGCGGCGCGCGUCUGUGGAUGAGGGCACACCGCAUACCGUCAGCAGCUGUGGGGGUGAGUCGCGCCGGAUGUUGAGACCGACGAUCGUCAGCCGGCCAACAUUGCGUGAGGUCGCGCCUGCUGCGACAACCCGAGCCAGACUGCAGCGUCUGGCGACGGCGCCCACCAUACCACAAGACUCCCUAACAGCGAAGGGUGAGGAGAAGGGGGUUGCCUUUUCGCCGUUCCGUUUUUGCGUCGGCGCCGCUGUUGGCAACUCCGGGCAAAGACCAUUUAUCCGAUACACGGUCAGAGGGGGGUCCAGCUGUCUCGUGAUGCCGUCGCUGAACUCACGCCGAACCCCGACCACGGUGCAUACUGCACAUGGGCCCUGCUCGGACUCCACAGACAUGUCGGCAAGUAAUGGAUCUAUCCUCAUGUGUAUGAAGUCCACCGCCGCACCACCGGGACAGAGCCGGAGAGCAUCAAAACAGAUCAUAAAGGCUGCGCGGGAGCCACCAGCACAAAUAUUGCACCAUCCUCACGGCAGUGAUACUCGCAAGCAGCAGCAGCAACAGCAGCGGGAGGAGGAGCUAUGGAGGGCGACUUCUGCUGUGGCGCGUGACAAUGGUGUGUUUGUCACCCCACUAGACAGGAACACUUCCACGGCUAGAAGAACUGAUCCCGCACGGGUGCCGUUUGCGCGCCAAGUUAGUCAACUAUGUCUCCUCGUUCUCCAAGAGCGUGACCGCCGCCUGCUCCAUCAGAAGGCGCUGCGGGAGAGGGAAGCAGUUGAAAUCAAACCUAUAGGGAAGGAGGAAGCCGUGUGGCGACUAGCACGGCCACCGUCAAUGGAUUCUCUCCGUACUGCGGCUGUUUCCUCACCUCCUACACUUUACGCUGAGGAGGUUGAGGCGGCUGAGGCGGGUGAGCAGAUGGCUCCCCCCGAGGUUGUCUUGGAGUGUGUGAGGACUGUGUUGGAGAAGAGGGGUAUGCCGCGGAGGCAAGACCCCGACGCCUCCAUGAAACUGAUGACGACCGUACACGAACCCCCCUACCCCUGUGGGGUAAGCAGCAGCGUUUCUUCCAGUGGAGCUGACGUUAUUUCGCGUUGGAGUGACGUGGCGACGGACGCUGCCGCUGCAGGGGACAACGGUGGAAAGGUGGUGGAGGUUAACACUGGGGAAACGGAGGCCGAGGGCGCUAUUGUUGCAACUUUCACCGAAGCGGAGACGAAGGAGGCGGCGGCGGCACUGGAUGAAGAGGUGGAUGAGGAGGACGAUAGCUCGUGGGGCGCUGAUGAGGACCCAUGGUGGUGUUUUGACAUGUUAUGGUGCGCCUCCCUUGAGCACCUUCCACCACCGCCUGACUUUGUGCCGCCAAUCAGCUUCGCUUCGAUACGAAUUCCGGAUGACGUGGAGGCGCUGGUAACGAUGUACGCCAUUCCCAUGCCGUCCCCAGUGAAUGCCUUUAGAUGCGGCGGGGCGGAAGCGUGCGGUAAACCCCCUGCUUCUUCACGACGUUUGCCAAUGAGUUUUAGCGACACAAGCGAUGCUUUGGCAGGUGGUAGAGGAGCACAGCGAGAGGCGAAUCAGUUGCUACGAAAGCUGCGUAUUCAACAGCUGUUGCUAGAGACCCAUGAGCGACGAUCGCGUCGAAUGCUGAACCAGGAGGAGACGACGGCAUGGAAGGCGAUGAUAAAAGAACGAGGUUUGGCUCACGCACGUCAUGGACGACGAUGA